GACACUUUCCUUGACACUGCAGUUGAGGUUGACUCGUUUGUUGAGUCUCAGGCGGGAAGCACUGCGGUCAGACACACUGCAAUUAUCCCCGAAGGAUUCCAAUACGAGCCUCUCCUUUCCUCAAAUGCCCCAGUGCGCUGUGAGUAUCCCUUUAAGCUCGACAGAUUCCAAGAACUGGCUCUACAGUGUCUGGAAAGAGACGAAAGCCAGCUUGUCAGUGCUCACACAAGCGCCGGCAAAACUCUGAUAGCAGAGUAUGCCAUCCAUCUGUCAAUAGAGAGAAAGCAAAGGGUCAUUUACACCUCUCCCAUCAAGGCGCUUUCGAACCAAAAGUACAGAGAGCUGAACGAAAAGUUUGGGGACGUGGGGCUUAUGACAGGAGAUGUCACUCUAAACCCAGAUAGUACGUGCAUCGUGAUGACAACAGAAAUAUUGCGUAAUAUGAUAUACAAAGGCACAGAAAUACUCAGAGAAACACACUUUGUUGUCUUUGACGAGGUGCACUACAUGCGAGACAGAGAAAGAGGGGUUGUGUGGGAGGAAACCAUCAUUCUUCUUCCGCACAGCAUCCGGUUUAUAUUCCUCAGUGCAACCAUCCCAAAUGCCGUGGAGUUUGCUCGAUGGAUCGUAUCGAUACACAAGCAGCCAUGCCACGUGAUAUACACAGAGAAAAGGCCCACGCCCCUGGAACACUACAUAUACACGAACAGUCCAGGCAGCAGCAGCAGGCCCAGCGGAUCGCAUGGCAACAACAGAUUCUCUGGUAGAAACAAAAACAACAAGAAUGGCGAAGUAGAGACAAGCCAGCUGCAGACAGCCAGUGAUAAAAUAUUUAUGAUGGUUGACAAAGACGGACACUUUCAGACAAAAAACAUCGCUAAAAUACAGCAGAGACCGCUAGUUACAAAAACGGGCGGAGGAUAUGGAAGGCGCAGAGAGCUUAUUAAUGUAGUCGACAUUCUGCAAAUCCUCCAGAAUACGAACAAUCUUCCUGCGAUUAUAUUCUCGUUCAGAAGAAAAGAGUGCGAAGUGUACGCAAUGACUGUUGAGAAAGAGUUUGACUUCAACACGCCCGCGGAGAAGGAGCUCAUUGAAACUAUUUUCAGCAAUGCGCUGAACACUCUCAGAGAAGAAGACAGAAAACUGCCGCAGAUAGCUGGGCUAAAGUCUCUUCUGCUGCACGGGAUAGGCGUGCACCAUUCAGGGCUUAUGCCAAUUGUCAAGGAGAUCAUAGAAAUACUUUUCCAGGAAAAUCUGCUAAAAGUUCUCUUCGCCACAGAAACAUUCUCCAUUGGCCUCAAUAUGCCUGCAAAGGCCGUUGUCUUCACAAGCAUAAAAAAGUUUGAUGGAGUGCAGACGCGUUUUGUCACAAGUGGAGAAUACAUACAGAUGAGCGGCAGAGCAGGCCGCAGAGGAACAGAUAGAAUAGGGAACGUAAUACUGGCCGUGGAGUCAACGCUUGCCGUGAAUGAAAAAGAGAUAAAGAAAGUUCUGCACGGGCCAUCUAACACGCUAGACAGUGCAUUCAGGCUGUCCUACAACACGAUACUGAACAUUCUCAGACUGGAUGGCAUGGACGAAGAGUACGUUGUAAAGCACUCUUUCCUGCAGUUUAGACAGGAGAUGCACAGGAGAGAAGCAUACAUGCGAAUGCGCCAAUACGCUGACGCUCUGCGCACUGAAACAGAAGAGUACACAAGAAAAGCAGAGACUUACUCUGGAGUUAAGCCGCACAUUGAGAAGUAUGUGGAGAUGAGAAUGCAAAUGGAAACAUCGCAAAGUGGAAUAAUAUCUGAAAGCGUUCUUAGCAGACUUGUGCUCCCCGGGCGAAUAGUGAACGUAAGUAUUCCAAAGAGAAAGCAAAAGAGCAUACCACAGGGAGAGACUCUGGAAAUAGAGUAUACCGACAUUCUCUAUGGAGGAGCCACUGUGUGUGCAAUCGUAUCAGAGUACACGCCAGGACAGGAUGUGAACAUUAUCACCGAAGAUGGAGAGGCUGUCGCAGUGCCAGCAUCUGCAAUACGCCGCAUCUCUAAGACAACUCUCGACGUGAAAAGACAAAGAGCAAAGGGACAGCAGGCAGUGGACCAGCACUUCAAAGAGUUCUUCCAAGAGACAAAAAGAAAAAAUAGAAAAGUGCUGCAGGAUCUAGAGUUUUAUACGCCGCAGGAUCUGGGCAUCUCAAGAGAAGACGCAGAUAUGCGAGAUAGACUAGACAGUGCUGCAACUGCUCUGUAUGAUGCUCACAUUCGCCCGUUGGAGACAGAAGACAAAGAAGGAGUAUUUUCAAUGAUUGAUUCGCUGUCAUGCUGUUCUGCACUGCGGCGAAUGAUGGAAACACUUUCGCGAGACACUGCGCACAUGCGCUUCCUCAUCAUGGUUGAUGAGUACCACAACAAGAUGAAAAUUCUGCAGGCACUGUCGUAUGUAUCGAAUAAAGAGGUUUUGAUCAAAGGAAAAGUAGCCAGUGAAAUAAGCAGCGGAGACGAGCUGCUUCUUACUGAAAUGCUUUUCAACAACGAGUUUAGCAAGCUGUCGCCGGGAAGGAUAUGUUCUCUGCUGAGCUGUGUGGUGUUUGACGAAAAAUCAGACAGAAUGUCGCUUACGCCAGAGUCGGAAAGCGCGCUGAAAAUACUUAUACAGACAACGGAUAGACUAGUAAAAGAGUUUGAAAGACUCGAUGCGAACUUCAAAGCGAAGGAGUACACAGAUAAGUUCUGCUGCAACUUGAUGGAUGUGGUGUAUAGAUGGACAGAAGGAUACAGUUUUGCACAGAUAUGCGAGACAACGGAGGUGUUUGAGGGAAGCGUGAUACGGUGCUUCAGAAGACUCGAAGAAGUGCUGAAAGAGAUGUCGCGUGCAUCGAAGGUGAUUGGCAACGUGGAGAUGGAGAACAAGUUCUCUGCUGCUAUCUCUCUGGUAAAGAGGGAUAUCGUGUUUGCCAACUCGCUAUAUCUAUAA
Nematocida minor is the source of this 2961-nucleotide messenger RNA. Its product is annotated as ATP-dependent RNA helicase DOB1. Gene Ontology annotation, biological process: maturation of 5.8S rRNA; RNA catabolic process. Lineage: Eukaryota; Fungi; Microsporidia. The transcript has a single exon. Gene Ontology annotation, molecular function: RNA helicase activity; RNA binding; ATP binding. The annotation marks the transcript as partial. The record is from RefSeq and is a predicted model, not a curated record. Gene Ontology annotation, cellular component: nucleus.